Caenorhabditis elegans is the source of this 3478-nucleotide messenger RNA. RefSeq names its product Apple domain-containing protein (gene C36B7.5). The record is from RefSeq and is marked reviewed. Lineage: Eukaryota; Metazoa; Nematoda; Chromadorea; Rhabditida; Rhabditidae. The transcript has 26 exons. Bases 113 to 3478 code for a protein of 1121 amino acids.
UGAAGAAAAAGCCUAACACCAUUUGAUUGAACGUUUCGUCUCAGGAAAAAAUCGUCAUCAAGCUGAAGAAGUUGCAACUCGUAUUUUUACAUACUGACCAUCAAAAACGUUGAUGAAGAGGAGGAUUGUCUUUUUAUUUUUACUGCUCACGCAGUCUAUUUUAAUAGUUUCCUCGCUACGGGUCUGCACGCGAAGACAUUAUAAAGUACAUUCAAAUGCCAUAUUACAAAGAGUUGAACUAGAUUCGGCUGAAAGAUGCGUAGAACGAUGUAUAGAAGAUAUGCAGUAUUGUUUUCUUGCUCAAUUUACAAAAGACGAAAAUGACUUUCUUGGACUCUGCACACUGUUUAAUCAAACCAAGGAUGCAGAAAUUCAUCCAGAUGAUACACUUUCCCCGUUGUCUAUUAUUUACGAACUUCUUGAUAAAUGCCCACCGUUUACUGCAAGUGAUAUUACUCAUAGAAUAUCGAAACUUCACAGAGACGCAUUGUCGGAUGGAAGGGAAUCUGAAAAUGAUAAUAAGGCCAGACUUGCGGAUGCCUUUUUCCCAGAGAACAGAGAUCACGUAGGAUCAGAUGAUGAGUUCAAAUUGGAAGGUGAACGCUAUGCGGUCAUGCGAAGUAUUGAAGAAGUAGAAAUUCAAGCGGCCAAAAAUCGAGAAGAACUACCACGAGAUCCAUUUAGUGAUGGUCCACGUUUUCACCAAUCUUCGCAUGAACGAGACCGUGGUGAUGAUACGGAUCGGCAAAGAGAUCGAGAAUAUUUGAAAACCAUCGACUAUACCGAAAAAUCCGAAAGACCAAUCCAUCCAACUAUUAUCCAUCGCGGACAACAGUCUUCCCAACAAAUGAGUGCUUCGCCGGUUGCGUCGGGGAACCCUUGCUUGCCGAAUGCGGCUUGUGCUCGCACACUUUAUCAGAUGGAUACCGCGCCUUGCCCGGCGCGUCUUGGGGACCCGUGUGCACCAAAAAGGCCAUGCAUGAAUGACGACUGCUACCAUGUUGCUCCACCGGGACAAGCUGCUCCGCCAGUUGUCGAAUGGACAGAAUGGUCCGAAUGCUCAGCAAGCUGUGGAAUAUCUCUUCGCACACGUCAAUGCUUAGGUGGUAUAACUUGCAUUGGUCCGUCCACAAUCCCAUGUCAGGUCCCAGAAUGUGCAGUGUGGACUCUAUGGAGCCCAUGGUCUCUUUGUACAGCUACAUGUGGUGUCGGAGAAAUCCAACGAAACCGUGUCUGUCAAACCGGUAGAAACUGUGAUGGACCAAGUGUGGAAGUUGAAGCCUGCAAAGCGUUACUCCCGUGCCCAACUUGGUCUUCCUGGAUGUCAUGGACUGGUUGUGGCAACUCAUGUGGGAAAAGCAUUGAAAGACGGUCACGAAUCUGCCAGAAUGGCCUACUUUGCCCUGGACCGGCAACGGAAGAAAGAACCUGUGACAAGAGACCGUGUCCUCAUUGGAGUAACUGGGGACAAUGGGAAAAAUGUAGCAAAGAGUGUGGAGCUGGACAUACGUACCGUAACCGUGAAUGUAUCGAUGGUGUAUCGUGUGAAGGGGCUUCAGAAGAAAAAAUCCUGUGCAAUCAACAACCCUGCCCAGAAUGGUCACAAUGGACUGCGUGGACGGUUUGUGAUGAACGAUGUGGAGAAGAAUCAAUUCGACUCAGAAACAGAAAAUGUAUGAACGCUGAAAAUAAUAAUGCUUGUGAUGGUCCGGCUCAAGACCAAAUGAGUUGUCCUUAUCGAGAUUGCCCAAAAUGGGAAGAAUGGGGCGAAUGGGCGGAUUGUUCCACAACAUGUGGUCAGGGAACUCAGAAGCGACUGAGAAAGUGUGACAGCGGAAACGAGUGUAGCGGUCCGGGAGAAGAAAUGCGUUUCUGUCAAAUUGCAUCAUGUCCGUAUUGGGGUGAUUGGACUCCGUGGAGUGGAUGCUCAGUGAGCUGUGGUCAAGGUGUCUGUGAACGAACGAGAAAAUGUAUCACUGAUGAGUUUUUGCAACUUCCAACUUUAGAAGAAUUGGAACGAGAUGAUUCACUUGAAAAACACGAAGCCAAAGAAGCCCUCAUUGCUCGCGCAAAAACAAUUUCAAAAUAUCGUCGAACAAAUGAGACUAGGUUAUCUCCUUUCCGGCCGCUAAGUCCGGAACCACAGCUUGGCGGCACAUGUGAUGGACCUGAAAUGGAGACAAAAGUUUGCGAUGCAGGUCCAUGUUGUGUUUGGAAUAGAUGGACAGAAUGGUCGCCAUGCAUAGGAUGUGGGAAUGAGGGUAUAUCCAAACGUAAUAGAGUCUGCUCCAUGGAAGGACAAUCACCCGCGCCACCUCCAAUUAGUUUUCAAGAUAAUCCUCGAGGGACCUAUGUUACUGCGUCACUCGGCCAAGGGCCAAUUGGACCAAAUAUUCUUCCUGGUAUGAGUCCAAUUGUACCUGUCGAGAUACAUAGAGGAAAGCGACAAGUACUAUUCGGAAUACAAGCAACACCAAAAUGCCACUGCCCCGGUGACACUUUUCAGACACGACCAUGUCUAGAGCAAAAUGCUUGCCAAGAUCCUGUUGGCAAAUGUGAAUGGUCAGAGUGGGGUGAAUGGUGUGGAUGUAUGAGGUGUAGACCUGGAAAAGAAGUUCGACGCCGGUUCUGCGAUAGAAGCCCAAUUGGACGAGGAGGUCCUAUGCGGCCAGAUUCUACUUGUGACUGUGGAAAUGGAGAUGAUAGCCAAGAAAGGUCAUGUCCAAUGGAACAAACGUGUUAUGGAAAUGGAAUCGGUACUGGACGGUUUAACAACGCGGCAAGUAUGCAGGAUGCCAGAGAACGGCAAAAUUUCAGAGGAAGAACUGGAUCAUUUUAUAACACCGCAGCUCCUCAACGUGAUCGUACAAGUUAUAACAGUAACAGGAGACCUUCCCAUUCUCGUAGUCAAGAUGAAUACGUUCCUAUUGAUUCCGUUAUUGGCCGUGUUCAGGUUUGUCACUGGUCAAAAUGGUCAGAGUGGAGCCGAUGCCACGACAAUUCAACGCGAGAGAGAAAACGGUUCUGUGUUGGAGAAAAAGGCUCAGAAUUAGUGAGCAAUUGUGAGUGUCUUGGAAAACCUCACGAAGAAGAGCCCUGCAACGCAACUGGGUUCAUAGAGCAGAGCAACGAAGAAACAGACAGAGAAAUUGAGAAUAACUUGGACAAACUUCUUGAAGAAGAUAAUGCUGGUGGAGACGUAGAGCUACACAAAAAAAAAGAAGAACUCAAAUCCAAAGUUGAGAGUGCAAUUGGAACUGUUCAAUGUGACUGGACAAGGUGGUCCCAGUGGAGUGUGUGUACGGCGUCUUGUGGCGAAGGCCGACGAAUGAGACGAAGGCGCUGUCCAUGCGGUGAGUCAAAGUGUGGAGCUGGAGUUGAUGCAGAUUCGGAGCCAUGUGUGAGCCCGCCCUGCCAAGCUGGACACUCGGAAAGACGAAAGCCAAUUUUCACGAUUCUCCCAUCUUCCACUAAAUAG